UUGAAAAACAAAGAGAUAAGGCAAAUUCGUGUAGUUUCUUCAUCUUCUUCUAUUUGAACUUCCAACUUCCAAGCCGAGAAGAAGAACAACGCCGGCAUAGAGCAGCACUCAACACUCAUCACAAUCAAAUCAAAGACAAAAGAAAGUAGAAUUCUAAGAAAAAAUGUUAGCAAAUUCAUUAUCAUUAACUCAUAAUUAUCCACAUUCUUCUACACUUCCUUCUUCACAAUCAAAGCAUUGUAAGCUUCUUCUAUCUGCUUCUACUUUUUCUCGCUUUAAAUCUUUCAACACUUUUCCUUCUUUCCAUUUGCUUUCUCCAAGAAUUUUCCAUGGAAGAAGGUUUUGUAUUAGAGCUUUGUCUGAAGCUCCAAUUUCCGAGUCAUCCCCAGAUGCCCUUCUGCCUUAUUCUGUUAGAAUCCCAUUUGGAGAUAGACAUAUCUUGGUCGAGACAGGUCAUAUUGGUAGACAAGCUAGUAGUGCUGUAACAGUGACAGACGGAGAAACGAUAGUCUAUACAACUGUUUGUUUGUCUGAUAUUCCUAGUGAGCCAUCUGAUUUCUUCCCUCUUUCUGUAAACUAUCAAGAGCGUUUUUCAGCGGCUGGUCGUACAAGUGGUGGAUUUUUUAAACGUGAAGGGAGGCCAAAGGAUCAUGAGGUUCUAAUUUGUAGGCUGAUUGAUAGGCCAUUGCGUCCUACUAUGCUUAAGGGCUUCUACCACGAAACUCAGAUUUUAUCUUGGGUUUUAAGUUAUGAUGGAGUGCAUCCUCCUGAUUCAUUGGCAGUCACGGCAGCUGGAAUUGCAGUUGCUCUGUCAGAGUUACCACACACAAAGCCAAUUGCCGGAGUCCGCGUAGGUCUUAUUGGUGGGAAGUAUAUUGUAAACCCUACUACUAAGGACAUGGAAGAGUCAGAGUUAGAUCUGGUACUAGCGGGUACCGAUAGUGCUAUUCUGAUGAUCGAGGGUUAUUGUAAUUUUCUCCCAGAAGAAAAGCUGCUGCAAGCUGUAGAAGUUGGGCAGGAAGCGGUACGGGCAAUUUGUAAAGAAGUGGAAGUUUUGGCUGAAAAGUGUGGGAAACCUAAAAUGGUUGAUGCUAUAAAAUUGCCUCCUCCAGAGCUGUAUAGGCAUGUCGAGGGGAUCAUUGGAGAUGAAUUGGUACAUGCUUUGCAAAUAAAGAAAAAAAUACCGAGAAGGAAGGCCCUUGCAGCACUAGAAGAGAAAGUUGUAGAUAUCCUUACUCAGAGGGGCUAUGUUGAAAAGAUUGGGGCUACUAUGGCUGCUGAAACUGUGCCAGAUUUGUAUGUGGAUGAGGAUGAAGACGAGGAAGUGGUUGUUGAUGGUGAAGUUGAUGAAGGUGAUGUUCAUAUAAAGCCAUCUCCAAGAAUUUCGAUUCCCUUGUUGUUCUCCGAGGUAGAUGUGAAGCUGGUUUUCAAGGAGACUACAUCCAAAUACCUGCGGAGACGUAUUGUCGAGGGAGGACGAAGAAGUGAUGGGAGAACUCCUGAAGCGAUUCGUUCUAUCAAUUCUAGAUGUGGAUUGCUUCCUAGAGCCCAUGGAAGUGCUCUUUUCACGCGAGGAGAGACGCAGUCGCUGGCAGUUGUGACCCUUGGUGACAAACAAAUGGCACAAAGAAUAGACAGCCUAGAGGGUGACGAUGAGUCAAAGAGAUUCUACCUUCAGUACUCAUUUCCGCCAUCUUGUGUUGGAGAAGUUGGACGGGUAGGAGCACCAAGUAGAAGAGAAAUUGGUCAUGGAACACUUGCAGAGAGGGCUCUUGGACCUGUCCUACCCUCAGAUGACAAGUUCCCAUACACAAUACGUGUUGAGAGUAACAUAACUGAAAGCAAUGGUUCAUCAAGCAUGGCAUCGGUUUGUGGAGGUUCGUUGGCACUGCUAGAUGCUGGGGUCCCAGUAAAGUGUCCAAUCGCAGGUAUUGCGAUGGGUAUGGUUUUAGAUACCAAAGAAUUUGGAGGUGACGGAACGCCACUCAUUCUCUCAGACAUAACAGGAUCUGAGGAUGCCUCCGGAGAUAUGGACUUCAAGGUUGCAGGAAAUGAUGAUUGCAUUACAGCAUUCCAAAUGGACAUCAAGGUUGGAGGUAUUACUUUGCCCGUUAUGAAGCAGGCACUUCUACAGGCAAAGGAUGGACGAAAGCGUAUUUUAGCUGAGAUGUCAAAAUGUUCACCACCUCCAUCAAAAGAGCUCUCUAAAUAUGCUCCAUUAAUUCAUGUCAUGAAAGUCAGGCCAGAUAAGAUUAAUCUUAUUAUUGGUAGUGGAGGGAAGACGGUAAGAAACAUUAUCGAAGAAUCUGGAGUUGAGGCAAUUGACACUCAUGAUGAUGGAACGGUAAAAAUUACUGCAAAGGAUUUGGAGUGCCUGGAGAAGUCUAAGAUUAUGAUUGGAAACCUAACAAUGGUUCCCACGAUUGGGGAUAUCUACAGGAAUUGUGAGAUUAAAUCUAUUGCUCCUUACGGUGUUUUUGUUGAGAUAGCUCCCGGACGCGAGGGACUUUGCCAUAUUAGUGAACUGAGUCCUGGUUAUCUCUCCAAAGCUGAAGAUGUUUUUAAAGUUGGAGACCGGGUGGAUGUCAAACUUAUUGAGGUGAACGAGAAGGGUCAGCUUCGCCUUAGUCGACGCGCUUUGAUUCCUGAUGCAGAUCCGUUAGUUCCCAGCACAAAGCAACGAGGAACUGCUGUGCCGAAAGAAAGUUCUGUAACUAAGAGUGUUACUAAGAAAGUUAUUGGUGCGGCGAAAGACAAACCACUAGAAGAGAAUGUUGAUCUUAUAAAAAUCAAAUCAACUACUCCAAAACCAUCUUCAAAGAGCAACACAGAUCCGGAGAAGGUACUUCGAGAUAGGCCCAAGAAAGGAAACAAAGCUACAAGUGAAAGCGAAACUAGUUUAGUAAAUAAAGAGGCUAAAAUUGGAUAGUCCGGAGUUUUUUGCACCCGGAAUUCAUCUUCAAAGAAAGCUGUAGCUAUGAACGCUUACAAAUCAAAAAAUUUCACCUUUGUUCUAACCGAAGCUAAGCGUGAAAGGUUGGAGUUCCCUCUCAAAAGUCAAAAGCCAUGAGGGGUAUAGAUGACGCUAGUCAUUGGCAUAGAAAACAGUGGCAGUUUAAUUACAGCAUCAGCAAAAGCAAGAUCCCAGAUUGGACCCAAAAUCAUGCAUGCUCAUCCCAUCAUUAAAGUGGUAAUUGACUAUUGUUUGUCUAUUGAUUCUAAAAGUUACUGGAAACUAACAGCAGUUCUUCUUGUUUCAUCUGUUCUAUUAUAUUUGUUAAAACAUUGGCUUAAUUUAGAUGUUUUUGUUAAAACAUUGUACAAAGAUAUAGGUUUUCUUUUGUUUGGGUGUGCAUGUGUUUUGGGGGCUUUCUUAGCUAAACAAAGGUUCUUGAAGUUUAUAUCUUCCUGGAAGUGAAUAUUAUGUUUGUUUUCUUUUGUGUU
Amaranthus tricolor (Joseph's coat) is the source of this 3444-nucleotide messenger RNA. Its product is annotated as probable polyribonucleotide nucleotidyltransferase 1, chloroplastic. Gene Ontology annotation, biological process: mitochondrial RNA 3'-end processing; mitochondrial mRNA catabolic process. Gene Ontology annotation, molecular function: polyribonucleotide nucleotidyltransferase activity; 3'-5'-RNA exonuclease activity; RNA binding. The transcript is spliced from 24 exons. Lineage: Eukaryota; Viridiplantae; Streptophyta; Magnoliopsida; Caryophyllales; Amaranthaceae. Bases 164 to 2929 code for a protein of 921 amino acids. Gene Ontology annotation, cellular component: cytosol; chloroplast stroma; mitochondrion. The record is from RefSeq and is a predicted model, not a curated record.